Molecule: messenger RNA, 853 nt
Organism: Malus domestica (apple)
Lineage: Eukaryota; Viridiplantae; Streptophyta; Magnoliopsida; Rosales; Rosaceae
Product: xyloglucan endotransglucosylase protein 1-like
Biological process (GO): xyloglucan metabolic process; cell wall biogenesis
Molecular function (GO): hydrolase activity, hydrolyzing O-glycosyl compounds; xyloglucan:xyloglucosyl transferase activity
Source: RefSeq, a predicted model, not a curated record
GGUGCUGGGCAAUUUUGUGUCCGGUUGAACUGCUUUCAGCUCUCAAUGGUAAUUCUUCUUUGUCCAUAACUUGUGUCAUGGCCAUGGCUGCCUCGGCUGACAAUUUCUAUCAAGACUUUGACGUUACAUUUGGCAAUGGACGUGCCAAGAUACUCAACGGAGGACAGCUUCUCACACUUAACCUUGAUCAGGCUUCCGGUUCCGGUUUCAAAUCCAAGAACGAGUACUUAUUUGGAAGAAUUGAUAUGCAGAUCAAGCUUGUUGCCGGUAACUCAGCGGGAACUAUUACUGCCUACUAUGUAAGUAGUACUACUACAUACCCUCUUAGUUUGUCCACUCAUGAUGAAAUCGACUUUGAGUUUUUGGGAAACGUAUCCGGAGAUCCCUACACACUACAUACCAAUGUGUUCAGCCAAGGAAAAGGGAACAGAGAACAGCAGUUCCACCUUUGGUUUGAUCCCACAAAGGCCUUCCACACCUACUCCAUUGUUUGGAACACGCAACGCAUUAUAUUUUUGGAAGAUAACAUGCCAAUCAGAGUGUUCAACAACUUGGAAUCAGUUGGAGUCCCAUUCCCCAAAAACAAGCCCAUGCGGAUUUACUCAAGCUUGUGGAAUGCAGAUGACUGGGCAACAAGAGGUGGCCUUGUCAAGACCGAUUGGACUCAAGCUCCCUUCACUGCCUCUUACAGAAACUUCAAGGCCAAUGCUUGUACUUCUGGCUCAUCAUCCUCCUGUGCCUCCACUGCAUCUACCAAUUCAGUGGGGGACAGUGCAUGGCAGACUCAAGGGCUCGAUACAGCUGGCCGUAACCGGCUUUGAUGGGUGCAACAAAAGUUCAUGGUCUACAACUA